AUGGAAAAGGACCAGAAAACGGUUGAGUUUUCCGACGAACUGUUGUACUUUCACGAGUUCGAUUCCAUUCGAAACCUAAGCAUGGGACUAUUACGACCAUCAUUCGAGGAGCCAUCCGCCAGGCUGAUGCAAGGACCAGUGACUUCCGAAGAAGAAGAGGAAUUCUCAUCGUCCGAACGGCGACGCUACAAGAACUACACAGUGAUGCAGAAAGCUGGAUUCCAGCAUACAGAGUAUGCUCAGAUUAUGGUCCACCUCUGCCGCGCGGAGAUUCUGAUCUCUUUGAUCUUCCUGGCUCAUGGAACUACGUGUCCAGGAUAUCCAAAUGAAGCGGAAUACCAGUCUACAUGCCACAUGAAUACAGUAUCCGCUAUUGUUAGUCUCCUUACUGGAGCCAUGGGAUUAGGAGCUGUGCAUCGGUAUCGGUGGAGAACUAUGCUCAUACUCUGGCUCGUUUUUUGUAUCAUGUCUGCUGUGGGAAGCUUGUUGGCUGUUAUCACCACGGGAAUCUGGCUGGACCACUACUCAAAAAUGAAGGUUCGAACGGGUCUGGGAAACGGUUUAUCGGGAUUCAUGCUGCUCGCAUCGGUUGCUCUUGGCGUUUGUUUCAUCCUGACCGCUGUCAUGAUUUGUCAUUAUUGGAACUCUAACACGACCGGUUAUCAACCAGUGCAGAGAAUCGCUAAACGCGCUCGAUCCCUCCGGCGACGACUAUCACGAGCCAAGAGCUGUGACAAAAAGGACGCGAAACCGCCAACGAGUAAUCCAGAAGAUAAAGGUUAUCAUAUUGUUUGA
Molecule: messenger RNA, 795 nt
Organism: Caenorhabditis briggsae
Lineage: Eukaryota; Metazoa; Nematoda; Chromadorea; Rhabditida; Rhabditidae
Exons: 5
Coding region: 1-795 (264 amino acids)
Source: RefSeq, a predicted model, not a curated record